GUAGUUCGCAAGUACAUUUAGGAUUAGGUAUAAGGGCAUUAAUGUAAUAAUUUUUAUUUAUUUAUUUGACUGCAACUACUUAUAGUAUUCAGUCAAUUCAAUGUGCAACAGUUGUUGGUUGGAGUAGUUGCAUCAUCAGUUGCAUGUUGCUGCGCAAGUUAAAAGUAUACAAGGAUAGUUACUAGUUUGUCUUUGUUUAGAGGAACCGCGUCACUCAUAGGUAUGCACCCACACCCACGUUGAGUCAAGUGUCAUUUCAUAGCUGACGGAGAACUGUACAAUCAUAUAGUAACAAUCAUAGACGCGUGAAAGAUGGCGGCUGUAAACGUAGAGCGUCCAAAGGUGGAGGCCUGCACUCGCAGCUUAAAAUUAUCGGGACACGUUGGUUUUGACAGCCUACCUGAUCAAUUAGUCAACAAGUCAGUUCAAAAUGGAUUUGUUUUCAACAUACUCUGCAUUGGUGAGACUGGCCUUGGUAAAUCAACUCUUAUGGAUUCACUUUUUAACACGAGCUUCGAAUCCACUCCCAGCCCACACAAUUUGCCAGCGGUGAAGCUAAAAGCUCACACUUAUGAAUUGCAAGAGAGCAAUGUCAGGCUGAAGUUAACUAUUGUUGAUACCGUUGGUUAUGGAGAUCAAGUUAACAAAGAAGACAGCUUUAAAGCAGUUGUAGACUACAUCGAUGCUCAAUUUGAGGCCUAUCUGCAGGAAGAAUUGAAAAUUAAACGCUCAUUCUCUACCUACCACGAUAGUCGCACGCACGUGUGCCUUUACUUCAUUUGUCCUACUGGACAUGGGUUAAAGUCAAUUGAUCUAGUUUGUAUGAAAAAAUUAGAUACCAAAGUCAACAUUAUUCCCAUUAUUGCUAAGGCUGAUACAAUUUCCAAAACUGAACUGCAAAAAUUCAAAAGUAAAAUAAUUAGUGAACUUCAGCAAAAUGGAGUAAACGUUUACCAAUUCCCAACUGACGAUGAAAGUGUUGCUGACGUCAACACUCAAAUGAAUGCUCAUGUGCCAUUUGCUGUAGUCGGCAGUACGGAUUUCGUUCGCGUUGGAAACAAAAUGAUGAGAUCGAGACAAUAUCCAUGGGGAACUGUUCAGGUUGAAAACGAGUCACAUUGUGAUUUUGUAAAACUUAGAGAAAUGCUUAUCAGAACAAACAUGGAAGACAUGCGUGAGAAAACUCAUAACCGUCAUUAUGAAUUAUAUCGCAAGAAGAGGCUUGAACAAAUUGGAUUCAGUGAUGUAGACAGUGACAACAAGCCAGUCAGCUUCCAACAAACGUGUGAGAUAAAAAGAUCCACUCACCUCCAAGAAUUACAACAAAAGGAGGACGAAAUGAGACAAAUGUUUGUUGUUCGAGUAAAAGAUGCUGAAGCCGAGCUGAAAGAAGCUGAAAAAGAGCUUCAUAACAAGUUUGACAAAUUAAAAAAAGAUCACCAAGAAGAAAAAAGAAAACUGGAAGACAAUCGAAAAAAAUUGGAAGAUGAUAUAACGGAAUUUAAUAGAAGAAAGGCUCAAAUUGCUAUGCAACCUCAAUCUCAUACUCUAACUUUAGGCAAGAGCAAAAAAAAGUAAUAUUUAUAAAUGAUACAACUGAAUUGCAUUGUCAUUUUUCUUAUUAAAAAAAAUUUGAUUUUUAUUAACCUUCAUUCGUACCAUUGUGUUACUUACCAAAAAGUUGGUGUAUGAAAAAGAAUUUAUUUUUAAUUAUUAUAAUCAAUUUCAAUACCUCAUAUAAUUUUCUAAGCCUAUAAGGACGGAUCUAUUAAGCAAUUAAUUUUUUUAUACUUAUUAAUAGGUGUAGUUUUUCACA
This is a messenger RNA of Copidosoma floridanum, 1816 nucleotides long. It is a transcript of the gene Septin2, whose product is annotated as septin 2. Gene Ontology annotation, molecular function: GTP binding. The record is from RefSeq and is a predicted model, not a curated record. Lineage: Eukaryota; Metazoa; Arthropoda; Insecta; Hymenoptera; Encyrtidae.